Anguilla anguilla (European eel) is the source of this 3159-nucleotide messenger RNA. It is a transcript of the gene ammecr1, whose product is annotated as AMMECR nuclear protein 1. The transcript is spliced from 7 exons. Bases 1668 to 2642 code for a protein of 324 amino acids. The record is from RefSeq and is a predicted model, not a curated record. Lineage: Eukaryota; Metazoa; Chordata; Actinopteri; Anguilliformes; Anguillidae.
AUUUCCCACAUUUCAUUACGCACUCAGAGCGACCCGCAUCUUUAAAUUCAGCGUUUCUUUCUCAGGUUUCAGCGAGCCGGUGCAUCGCCAGCCUAGGCUAUUUUUGAGAACAUUCUUCCUCUGUUGCAGAGGCUGCACGCAGGGGGAAUGUUAAAUAAAGAAAUCCGCAUCUUUCGCGAUUAAGUCUCCCCUUGCGUUUUCUCGCGGUUUGUUUUCGAAGCCAGGUCGUACUUUUAAAGGCGGUUUCGCUCACUUGGACAGUGGGCAGAAGCGGCGAGCAAAUGCGGAUACUACAAGGCAUAACACGAAUCAAGGCUGGAACAGAAAGAAAAGAAAAGAAGACACCUUCGAUAUUAAAAAAAUAAGAUGGCUAUAUAGAUCAAUUCUUCACAGAAGAGGCAUUGACUGUUCGACGUAUGCGCUACAGUAGUAUGCACGGCCUAUUUCCAACGUAGACUGCGCUCAGAAUUCAGAUUUGACGACCCAGGAGAAUGUACGUAUUAUGCGUAGUUAGGAAUUUAUCGCAAAAUACGUCCUGAACUCUGUUUUUUUCUGUGGAAGAAGUGAAUAAGGUGCGAGUGACUUUGGAUUAUCGCAGAAGCCUUCUUUGCAGCGGCAAGGCUGACGUUACUGCGACUGAACUGAGGAGCGAGGGUGGGAAAGCCCGAUGGAUUUGUGACAGGAGGGGUAGAAUGCUGAGCUAAAAUGUCUCAAAAUAAACGGAUGACUCCCUCAAAAGAAACCUACAGCAAAGUCUCAAGUCUGCUUUGCUCGCAGUGGGGUUUAAAUAAAAACGCUAGCUAACUACGCCCUGAGCAGUCUUUUAAAAGACAGGGUGCAAACCAACAAGCAGUUGCGGGUUGCUAAAAUGACUUGCACGCUGCAGAAGCGGUGAAAAAAUAAACUGCAUUGCCGAGACCGGUUUUUACUAGGAUUUGGACCUCGACUCCUGACAUCUGGAAGUUCGGAUGCAAGUAAAUGACUGGUUUGAGCUACAGAAUCCGGAACCUUAUGACGGGCUUUUCUGGCCGUGUGGGUCCUGCUUACUCCAGCUACCGACUCCCACACAAAAAAGAACCGUGUCUGUGCCGCCGUGAGUGCAGUGCCGCAGCUAGCGUUAGCUGCUAGCUCCACAUCUCAGCUGGCAACUGCCCGAGGUUAAGCUAUAGCAGUCUUCGUGAAACAUAAAGAAGGCAUCUGAAUGAUUUUGGAGAAAGCUGAGUGAAUCGCUCCCGAGGAAACCGAGUUUGGGACAGGGGGCCUGUACCUUUCAAAAUAUAUAUAUAUAUAUCUGUGAUCCUUCGGACGGUGUGGAUUUACUGUAGUCCGUGGCUGGCUGAACAGUCCUGUACGGAAACAGCGUAAGAUCUUUACGUAGAAUACGUGUUUUCCUAGGGAAGCAUUGGAUGACAUUGCAGUCUUUUCCCUUCCAUCUGGCCCCGGUGGUUGGGGUUAAAAUAGCGUAAACUGCGCUGGGUAUUGCGUUGGGGAAAAAAGAGAAGGUGGAGCGCUGUCCGUUGUACGUGCUGACGCAGUGGGUUUUCUACGUCUGUCCGUCGUGCGUGGUGACGCAGUGGGAUUUCUACGUCUGUCCGUCGUACGUACUGACGCAGUGGGAUUUCUACGUCUGGUCAGCGCUUCCCGCCGCCCCUCCCGCUGUGACGGUGAUGGGUCGGAAGCGGUGUGUCGGUGCAGAUUGUUCCAAGAUGGCGGCCGGGUGCUGCGGGGUGAAGAAGCAGAAGCUGUCAGGGUCCCCCGGGUCGGGGGGUCCUGGCGGGGCGGGGAGCGGGGUAGCUGGGACGGGACACUGCGGAUCUGACUUGGGGAUUGGCUCCUCCUCGACAGUGGCGUCGGGGAGCGUGAAUCGAGUAAACGGCCUGGGGGGUCCUGGGGGUAGCAGUAGCACCAACAACACCAACGCGCUAUCCCCAACUCCCGGAGCCUACAACUCAACCGGCCUCUCCCCUAAUCUCAGCCCCGGAUCUGGUUCGGGCAGCGGUGGUAGGAAGAUGGUCGUUUCAGCGGAGAUGUGUUGCUUCUGUUUCGACGUGCUUUAUUGCCAUCUAUACAAUUACCAGGCUCCCCGAACACCCAGGUUUACAAACGACCCUUACCCGCUGUUUGUCACGUGGAAGAUUGGCCGGGACAAGCGGCUGAGGGGUUGUAUAGGUACAUUUUCUGCCAUGAACCUGCAUUCAGGCCUCAGGGAGUACACACUUACCAGUGCCCUUAAAGACAGCCGCUUCCCCCCCAUGACCAGGGACGAGCUGCCACGCCUCUUCUGCUCCGUGUCUCUGCUCACCAACUUCGAGGACGUGGGCGAUUACCUGGACUGGGAGGUGGGUGUACAUGGCAUUAGGAUAGAAUUUUUCAAUGAAAAAGGAUCAAAGCGCACCGCCACCUACCUGCCAGAGGUUGCGAAGGAGCAAGGAUGGGACCAUAUUCAGACCAUAGAUUCCUUACUACGAAAGGGAGGUUACAAAGCUCCCAUCACAAACGACUUCAGGAAGACCAUUAAAUUGACCAGGUAUCGUAGUGAAAAGAUGACGAUGAGCUACGCUGAGUACAUCGGCCACCGGCAGCAUCAUCACUACCAGAACGGCAUCGGACACCCGCUCCCCCCCUACAACCAUUAUUCCUGACAGCGAGCCGCAUGACCAGUCACUGCACCUCUCUGCGGACCUGUUCCCAGGAGAGCCCGCCCCUUCCUGGUCUAGCUAUCUCUACUACUGUACCAUUUUAUGAUGAUAGUUUCCGUUGCCAUGCCAUCUGUUCUGGACAGUAGCAUGGCAGCGGGUGGCCACAGCAUCAUUUGAUUAUGACGAGAAAAAAAUUUAAAUCUUUUCCUUUUACCCUCCUAUUAAUUUCAUUUUUGCAGCAUUAAUAAUCCCAUUUCUUCCUUAUUUUUAAAAGAAUAAAAAGUAGAUUUUUUUUCCAACAAUCCUGAUCAGGUUUACUGUGUCUGUGGAUGGAAGGAAGGGUUAGGGGUGAUCUCUUUUAGUUUGUGUGCUGAACUUAUACGUGCAUUCAUUUAGGGCGGGUAGGUGUUUGUUUUUCCUUUUUAUAUCAUUUCUUAUCAGCCUGAUUAAAAGUGUGUAUCAAGUUGGUGACCGCAGGGCUUGAGGCUUCAGGUUCUCUGUGUGUUUCUUUACGAAGUUG